AUGUCCGAGAGCCCAGCGGAGACAAAACCGGAUGCUCAAUCCGAAGUUAAACCAGAAACUCACAUUAAUUUGAAAGUUUCGGACGGAUCGUCCGAAAUCUUCUUCAAGAUUAAGCGCACAACUCCCCUCAGGAGACUCAUGGACGCGUUUGCCAAGAGACAGGGCCGUGAAAUGGACUCGCUGAGGUUCUUGUACGACGGGCUCAGAAUACAGCCUGACCAAACGCCCGAUGACUUGGAUAUGGAGGACAACGAUAUCAUUGAAGCCCACAGAGAACAGAUCGGCGGCUAUUAG
Torulaspora delbrueckii is the source of this 294-nucleotide messenger RNA. It is a transcript of the gene SMT3, whose product is annotated as SUMO family protein SMT3. The record is from RefSeq and is a predicted model, not a curated record. The transcript has a single exon. NCBI's taxonomy places the organism in Eukaryota, Fungi, Ascomycota, Saccharomycetes, Saccharomycetales, Saccharomycetaceae. The coding region runs from base 1 to 294 and encodes 97 amino acids. Gene Ontology annotation, molecular function: ubiquitin-like protein ligase binding; protein tag activity. Gene Ontology annotation, cellular component: nucleus; septin ring. Gene Ontology annotation, biological process: protein sumoylation.